This is a messenger RNA of Condylura cristata (star-nosed mole), 3867 nucleotides long. It is a transcript of the gene MAP7D3, whose product is annotated as MAP7 domain containing 3. Gene Ontology annotation, biological process: microtubule cytoskeleton organization. The record is from RefSeq and is a predicted model, not a curated record. Gene Ontology annotation, cellular component: microtubule cytoskeleton. The transcript is spliced from 17 exons. NCBI's taxonomy places the organism in Eukaryota, Metazoa, Chordata, Mammalia, Eulipotyphla, Talpidae. Bases 103 to 2664 code for a protein of 853 amino acids.
CUGAAGAAAGACGAAGUCAAAGUGGCCUUAAUUCAGUGGCUUUCCAGUCUUCCACCACAAGAACUCCCUGCAAGCCUGUUAUUGAUGGAUCUGUGCUGAGGAAUGACAUCAAACAGAAGCUGGCGAAAGAACGCAGGGAAGAAAAAAGAAGACAACAGGAUGGAAAAGUUCAAAGCUGUUCUUUACCGAACCAUGGAACGGAGCAACCGUGUAGAUCGUCAAAAAAGAUGGUCCUGGGAAGGCUCUACUGUGCCUGUGAACUCGGAAAAUAAAGCUGGUGAUAAGCAUCCUGUAUGUACUGAAAAAUUAGGGCAAGGAACUUCUGGUUUACAAAAACAAAAGUCUUUGUCAUCUGCCGGUCUUCAAAAUUCCACUGCCAGGAAAAAAAUGGAUAAGACAAGAAGCCCAUCUUUGAACAGACGAUACAGUAAACAAAAUCCAUCCUCAGAAGUGGAACAAGUAGAAGAAAAGCCUCCUGGUUGUCACCGGUACACCAAUGUUCGGGAGAAUAUUUUAAUCUCUCGCCUACUGGUUCCAACGAAAGCAUCAAUAGCGAGAAGCAAAAGUGUUGCUUCAUUGUCAGCUCCUGGAAAAGAUGUUCCAGGAACCCAUACAACAGUAAUCCAAUACGUAAAUGUGCCUCUGCGGAGCCAUAGCAGCGACGAACUAAAGGCUGCCCUCAUGCUGCGCAAGUCAGCUCCCUCUGUGCCGCCCCAAGAGAAAGUGGAAACACCGCAAGAGGGGAGCCUGGAGGCUCCUGCUGAGGCACGUGUGGAAUCACCCUCCAAAGCCGACACUGAAGCACUCCCCAUGGCAAGUAAGGGGACACCUCUCAAGGCGAGCAGCAAAACAGCUCCCAGGGUAGAUCCGGAAGUGCUCUUCGAGCACUACAAGAUGGUGCCCCCCGAUGUGAGUUGUGGAGUACUCUCCACUGAAAAUGUGGAAGAACCCUCUGUAAGCAUGGCAACAUCAUCCAAGGCCAACAUGGAAGCGUUCCUCCAGGGAAACAUGGAAGAUCUCCCUGGAUCGAGCCUGCAAGGGCUGCCCAAGAGCCAGGAAACCUCACCUGAAGUGAGUGUGGAUCCGUCGCCUGAGGUGAGCAUCGACUCUUCUCCAGAAGUUAGCGUUGACCCAUCACCUGAAGUGAGCAUUGACUCCUCCCCCGACGUGAGCGUGGAUCCUUCUCCAGAGGUGAGCUUGGACUCUUCCCCUGAUAUGAGCUUAGAAGCAUCAUCUGAAGCCAGUCCAGACUCAUCUCCCAAGGGAAGCACAUCAUCAUCUCCUAAGACCAGCGAGGAAGCUCUCCUCAGGGAAUGUGUGAGGGGGUCCCCUGAGAAAUCAGAGAUGGACAAACAAGCCUCAACCCCUGUCAUCAAGAGGCGCCCAUCACCAGGCAUCUCAUCUUAUAAAUGGUCAUCAUCUCUAGGGUUGAGUCCAACUUCUCCUGUCAGCCCAAAGCAAAUUCAGAAGACUCGACCUCCUUCGCCUUCACCUAGUGUGUCAAGACGGUCUCCGCCAUCGUCUCUUUCUUACAGAGUAUCUCCCGUUCAGCACACCGUAUUCACACCAAAUGUCUUAGGUGCUAUCAGAAAGAAAAAAGAAACUGUUUCUAAAGCCCCUAAAAGAUAUGAGUCCAUGAACUUAAAGAUGUCCUACGAAGAGUCUGGCAAUAAAAGUGCACCCGGAACUUUGAAUGCCGAAGAGGCAAUGAAAAUUUUGGCAGAAAAACGACGCCUUGCUCGUGAACAGAAAGAGAAAGAAGAAAAACUCCAGGAAGCUCAUGGAAGGCAAGAGAAGCUCGUGACAGAGCCAGCAGCUGAAGACCAAGAAGCCUCACAAGUUGGUGAGGGGCAACAGCUGAAAGAGACGAAGGAAAGUGGGCACGAUGAAGAUGAGCAGAGUGGGCAACAUCAGAAAGGGGACAGCAAAAUAAGAGCUCAGGAGGAGGCCGACAAACGCAAGAAGGAGCACGAGAGAAUUAUGUUACAGAAUUUGAAGGAAAGAUUAGAAAGAAAGAAGAGAAUUGAGGAAAUCAUGAAGCGGACAAGAAAGACAGAAUGGAAUGCCUCCAAGAGUGUGGAAACAUCUGGCAAGAGCACAUACAAGGUGGACAAGGCAGAUGAGGAGGACGAGGCGGACGAUGAGGACGAGUCCGAAAGUGAGGAUUCUCUCAGGGACUCGCACUCGCCAGCCUUUGUAAAUAGUGUACAUUUAUCCACAAAGCCCAAAGCACAUUUUAAAAAGGCAAGGAAGAAGGGACCCAAACUUGUGUUUUUAGAUGCCACUUCUAGUCAAAUCAAUGAGACACAAGCAUGUUUAAAUGGUGACGUGAAAGUCUUCAGACAAAAGAGUGUGAAAGACCCUUUGGCUCAAGCAAAGGGCAGCAGAUCAUCCACCAAAAGAAUGACCAACCGAACAGCAAAAUCCAGAAAGACAAACAAAACUAGUAAGACCAUGGGACCUUCCAGGAGUUUCCAUUCACAGGCACAGGAUUGGGUACAUGAUAAGAUUGUUGACAUAGGAAGCGAAUCAGAACCACGUGUGUCCAUUAUCCCUCCACAUAGCCAAAAGCACAACCUGGAAGGUUCUACACUGUCUCACCAAAAGGAAGUGUCUUUAGAUGUCAAGAAAAACAAAUCCGUCUCUGCUCCACCUGAUAUGUAAACUGAGCCCCGGCGCCCUGGAGGAGGAUUCCCCUCCGCUCUGGACUUCAGUUUCCAGGCCACCUCCCCAACUUACUCCACCUCCGACUCAAAUAUGGCAAAGAGCAUGACCGUCAGCGUAAAAAGGAAACAUGAAGAAGCCACUCAGCCUGUCUCAGAUGCUCAUUCCAUCUUGGCUCUGGCCCAUGAGGGUUCUGAGUAAAGGUGCUGCUUUUUUUCUUGUAAAAAUCUCCUGCUCUCUCAUUCUUGGGUUUUCUGGUCAACACAGGUGUGAGUGUGUACCAGAGUGUCUAUAAAAUGCUAACUCUUGAGUUGCUGAGAGACUGUACCAAAGGAAUACCUUCAUGUCUGUUUGUGUUUGAAAUCUUAAUAUUUAUUCUGUGUCACAAUUACAUUCGCCAUUGACAACCACAUCCUGGUCUCGCGUGACGCUGACUGGGGUAGAAGCCCCGGGGGACUUUGGAUUGUUUCCCAUGCGCUGACACCCAUGGUGGCAGAAUGGAAUGGGUCACAGGGUACCCUGUGGGCUGACUCGGACCUGGGCUUCUACCAGACAUUUCAAAUUUUGCUGUAGUCUGCCAGCCCAUGGACCCCCAGAUGCUCGGGUGAGAAGUGUGACCCUGGGUGGUUCACACCUUUGACAUACAUGUUGCUGUACUUGAAGUCGGUUAACUGUUGCUUGGUGUUUUUAAUUCCACUAAAUGUUAACUGUAUCCCUGUCCUUGUCCUCUGCUGCCCUGGGAGUUGCACCCCAAAGAGGCUUGAUUUCGGUAGCCUCUGACAGCAGCUGGGUGCUGGAGCAGCAGCCUUAUUCUGUCCUGGUGGCGGGUAGGGACACACGCGGUGUGUGUUCUGAAAUCACUUUGACUCUGCUUAAACUUUAAUAUUGACCAAAAUGUCAUUGUCCUAAUGCUAGUGAAUGUGACGGGACUCGCAAGUGUCCUGCGUCCUUUUCUAGCCCCGGAGUUGCAUUAGGAGAAGGAAGUAGGUCUGUGUGACUCCCCAGUUCUUUGCUGUCCAAAGGACUGUCCUUCGUUAUAGAUUAUAGCUCAGUGCCUUGGAUUUCAAAACUAGUUUCCUAUGCUAGCUUUUCUAUAGAAGGCAGAGUCCUCACAAAUGCGUUUCUGCCCUUCAUCUGCACAAAUGUCAUGUGUUGAAAGACUGUUAAAGCUCCAGAGAAAUGUGUACUGUUUGAAAUAAACUU